AUGGAUAGUAGUGGAAAACAAAAUGUAAGUGAGGUUGAAAGUAAAGAAGGAAGUGAAACAAAUCAGGAAGAUGAUAGUGAUUAUUGGGUGGAUGAAGAUAAUGUAAUUAAAGAAAAAAACAGCGAUAUUAAACUAAAUCCCAUGGCGACAUUGGAGGUGAAGCUUAUACAAGCACACGCUCUGACUAAUAAAGAUCUUAUUGGGAAAUCUGAUCCAUAUGCCAAGAUGUAUAUAGGCCCUGAGCGUGGUAAAACACAAUCCAGCAAAGUUAUUGACAAUGAUUUGAAUCCCAUUUGGAAUGAACAUUUCGAGUUUGUAGUUGAAGAUACUUCCACCCAACACUUGGCAGUAGAAAUAUAUGAUGAUGAUGGGCUUCAAGCUUCAGAAGUCAUUGGUUAUGCUCGAGUAAAGCUCAGUGAACUCGAGCCUGGUCAAGUGAAGGAUGUGUGGUUAAAGCUGGUAGAAAAUUUGGAGGACCCUAAAGAAAAUGAAGACCAAGGAAUGGUGCGCUUGGAGCUCUUAUAUUGCCCAAAUGGUGUGAGAGCAUUGUUUCUCAAAGAUGGUGAACAUAGUGAGGUAGUUGAGAAGAAAAAAAGAUUGCUUAUAAGAGGAGUGUUAUCCGUGACAGUAAUAUCCGCUGAAGACUUACCGCCUGCAGAUUUAUCGGGGAAAGCCGAUCCUUUUGUGGUACUCACUAUGAGGAAAACCCUAACCAAACACAAGACCACUGUUGUGUAUCAAAAUUUGAAUCCAAGUUGGGGUGAGACUUUUGACUUUGUUGUUGAGGAUGGUUUACGCGAUAUGCUUAUCGCAAACGUAUGGGAUCACGACACAUUUGGGAAGGACUUCAUGGGCAGAUGCAUUUUGACACUAACAAGAGUUUUACUAGAAGGAGAAUAUAAAGAUAGUUUUCAAGUUGAGAAUGCCAAAUCUGGAAAACUUGAAUUAAAUCUCAAAUGGUCAGCCCAACCGAUAAAUCGCAAAUCUUAGUGAUUUUACAUUUGUCGAAUUGCUACAAAAUAUCUAUCAAAACUUAUA
Messenger RNA from Lactuca sativa (garden lettuce), 1038 nucleotides. Its product is annotated as synaptotagmin-5-like. Gene Ontology annotation, cellular component: endoplasmic reticulum. The record is from RefSeq and is a predicted model, not a curated record. Gene Ontology annotation, molecular function: lipid binding. Lineage: Eukaryota; Viridiplantae; Streptophyta; Magnoliopsida; Asterales; Asteraceae.